Messenger RNA from Sinocyclocheilus grahami, 4419 nucleotides. RefSeq names its product mucin-like protein. NCBI's taxonomy places the organism in Eukaryota, Metazoa, Chordata, Actinopteri, Cypriniformes, Cyprinidae. The record is from RefSeq and is a predicted model, not a curated record. The coding region runs from base 1 to 4317 and encodes 1438 amino acids. Gene Ontology annotation, biological process: cell-matrix adhesion. Gene Ontology annotation, molecular function: calcium ion binding. The transcript has 22 exons.
AUGGUGGGAUACACAGGUGAUGGUGUGUCGCAGUGCACAGAUGUGAACGAGUGUCUUGUUGAUAACGGUGGCUGCAGCAACAGAGCAAAAUAUGUCAACAGUAAGGGGUCUUUUUCUUGCGUUUGCCCCUCAGGCUUUCAGCUAGUCAAUCGUACCACCUGCCAGGACAUAGAUGAAUGCCAGCUUCCUGAUAAGGCAUGUAGUAUCAAUGAGCAGUGCUCAAACAUGGAAGGGUCAUAUUCAUGCCAGUGUAAAGCAGGCUUCAGUCAAAUCACUGACGAUUUAGACUGCUCUGAUAUUGAUGAAUGUGAACAGCAGAAACCUUGCCACCAGAAUGCCACAUGCUUGAAUUUAGCAGGCUCCUUCUCAUGUACCUGCAAUCAUGGCUUCUCAGGAAAUGGCAUUACAUGUGAGGAUAUAAAUGAAUGUGCAAUUGAGGGGAUGUGCCAUCUACAUGCCAACUGCUACAAUUAUCCUGGUGACUUCUUGUGCAUUUGCCAUCAGGGCUUUACAGGAGAUGGUUCCACCUGUACAGACGUGGAUGAAUGUGUCCUUUCAAAUAAUACUUGCCCAGACAUCUCUGUGUGCAUCAAUUCCCCUGGAGCAUAUGUCUGUUCUUGUCUGAAUGGCACAGUAGCAUACAACAACACUUUUGUCCUCCCUAGUCAUGAAUGUGAUCCUGCCUGCCAUCCACAUGGACUGUGUCAUCCUUCACCUUCAGAGUAUCAGUGUGUGUGUGAUGUGGGAUUCAAAGGGGAUGGACUCACUUGCUCAGACAUCGAUGAAUGUGAAGAGAAUGUGUGCCCGAAGAAAGAGACGCAAUGUGUCAAUAACCCAGGAUCCUUUGAUUGCAUUUGCAAAGUGGGUUACACUCUUAAGGGAACAGAAUGCAUAGAUCUGGAUGAAUGUGAAUCUGGAGUCAAUAACUGCAGCAAGUUUGCACAGUGUGUAAACACAAUUGGCAGUCAUCUGUGUUCCUGUCUCAACGGCUUCAUUGGUGAUGGAAAAAACUGCUCUGUGUCUGUGUCAACACUGAAGGUUCAUUUCUGUGCCUUUGUGAUCAUGGAUUCUCCUCUAAUGGAAUACCGUCUCCUUAAUAUAUAUGACAUCUAUGCUGAGGCAAUAUUUCAAAAAACAGCACACGAUGUUAGCAAAUUUGAGACUCAAAGGGGCAAACCCCCCUUUUCCCCCACCUGGAUUGUGAAAAUCACAUGGGAUCACGUUCUGCCCGUGUCCUAUCAAAAGAUCAACUUCUCUGAGUUGAGUACCAACACCUUCCAGUGCAUUCUGACCACAGAUGGACUACGUUCAUUUUCUCUGCUCUGCUACAGUGACAUGAACUGGAGUCCAGGACAGAGGACUAAUCAUAACGCUCUUAUAGGCUACACUGAUGGUAAGAGCAACUUUCACAAUGAGAUUCCAAAGCCACCGGACAACCUGUUCAGGCCAGGAGGGCGUUAUCGUCCCCAGACUGUCAUGGGUAACACAGGCAAACUGGGGCAGCUGGUGUAUGACCUUACUGGCUCCCCUGAAACCAGCUCAGAUCCUCAGAGGCAAUGCCAGAUAUGGGCCUUCAAUGAGCCAGAUCCUAAAGAAUGGGCAUUAGGACUGGCACCUUGUCCUUGCACUCGUGUUCAAGCACAGGAGGACCUGGCUUUUAGCCUUGAGAAUCCACCAUCAGAACAGAUGGCACAAGUGAGGGAUCUGAGAGCUCUUAGGUGGGGUGGCAGCAGGAGCCGUGUCUUUCAGUCUAUCCUGUUUAACAAACAAAGGGUAGGAAAGAGAUGUGUGUAUGAUCCAGAGGGCCCCCUAGUGGCUGGAUACAGUGAAUGGUUCUUCACUGAGGACAAGAUGCAACUGCAUAUAGACAAGGAUCUUUUACCCUUCCAGUGGUGCUGUGUUCAGUCCCCUCUGUGUAACAUGUACUUGGCAAAAAGACCACUAGACCGGUGCCAGGGUUACAGUUGGAAUAGCUCUGACAGCAGUAUACCUGGGAACAGGGGAGCACCAGGCAUUGGCAUGGUAUAUGGCAGUCUCCACUUUAUUACCUUUGACGGGAGUGAGUAUACCUUCAAAGGCUUGGGGGAGUAUGUUAUAGUCCGUCUCUCCUCCAGCACAGGAUCAAACAUCUUCACCCUGCAGGGACAAACAGCAGUUCUAGUGGUCAACAGGCAGCCCAAACUGGUGCCUGCUCUAGUACGAUUAGCCGCCUUCUAUCAGGGUGCUGGAAAGGUGGAGUGGCAAUGUGCUGAAUCUGGUGAUGGACUUAAGGUCUUGGUUAAUGAUGAGGUCAUUCCUGUGUCUGUUGGAGUGGUGCACGUAAAUGAGCAGGGUUUUGCGGUGCGCUGUACCUCUAUGAGCCGCUGUGCAGUGGUGUACGGCGAGGGCCUGUAUGUGAUCGUGUGGAGAGGUGAUGCUGGGAGGCGGAGCGCUCUGGUGGAGGUCCCGCAGAGGUUCUACAACCGUACACUGGGUUUGCUGGGACUCUGGAGCUCCAACAGGACCGAUGACUUCCUGCUUUCCAAUGGCCGUAUGGUGCCUUCUCUAAACAACAACGUCCCCUCUGAACAGAGUCUGCUUCCCUUUGGACAGUCAUGGGCUGUUCCUGUUCCUGAGAGUCUUCUGUUGUCAGAGCCUCCUAGUGCUCCAUUCAGUCCUGUCAUGACAGAGCAACUGAUGUCCUCAGUGAGCCCAGACUUGCUGGCCAGACACAGUCAGACCUGCCAGGGCAACAUGCAGUGUGUGCAUGACAUCCUGGCCACAGGAAACACAAACCUCGGCCAGGAUGUUCAGAAAGACCAGCAGCAACUUCAGACCCGAGCACAAAUUUACGGAAACCUGCCUCCCAUUGUGCCAUUUGUUAUCAUGUGUAAAGUCAAUAGUACCGUUAGAGUUCAGUUCAAGGCUCAGGAUCCAAACAGAAACCAAAUCACCUUCUCCCUGGGCUUACCACGCUCUCCACGGGUCACCAUCGGCAGCAGUGAUGGUAUUCUCAGGUGGAACCCUUCUGGUAUUCAGUCAGUCAAUCUGACAAUUCAAGUGAGCGAUCAAACAUCCAGUUCCGUGAUCACCCCUGUUCUGCAGCUCUGUAACUGUAUGAAUGGAGGAAGCUGCCAGUACAACAGUGUGGUGGAGAACCAUCUGCAGGGAAAGUUUCAGGUUGUGGAAUGUCUUUGUCCACUGGGUUUCAGUGGCAAGUACUGUGAUAACAGAGCAGAUGUUUGUAAAGGAAAACCCUGUUUUCCCGGUGUGGAAUGCAUAAGACAGAAAGAAAGAGACCCCUUCACAUGUGGACCGUGCCCUCCUCCGACUGUAAACCAGGGCAAACAAGGAUACAAAUGCUUUGAAAAUGAUUUCUGUCUCCCUCCGUUCCCCUUCCCCUGUCAUGAGAUGGCAGACUGCAGCAGCACUGGCUACAAUUACACAUGUAAAUGUAAGCGUGGCUACAGUGGCGAUGGAAAAGAGUGCGAAGAUAUUGAUGAGUGUCUGGACCCCUCAGCCUGUCCGAAUGCCAAGUUUGAAUGUGUGAACGUGCCAGGAUCAGUGCGCUGCUCAUGCCGUUAUCAGAAGACCAGAGAUACUGACGACUGUGGUGAAUCUGCUAAUCCCACAGGAUGGAAUGUUUUUAACGUGUCCAUGGGCUGGGGAAAGCAGACGUCAGCACCAGGACUGAGUAAGCUGCAGAAGAUCCUGUCAAUGGGUUUCCAGAACAAGUUCUACAACGCCACUGAUACAGCUCCUGAUUCAGCAUCAGCAGGCGGGCAGAAUGAGUACAGGAUCAAUGUGUCCAGUGACACACCGCACUGGUAUGUCAUGGACUACCUGACCCGAGUCAGUCAGUACUAUGGCAUCCGUUCAGCCUCUGUGGACGACCUUGACGAGUGUAAGACAAAUGAGGCUCCGUGUUCAAAAACAGCCCUGUGUGUCAACACCUACGGGGGCUACAGGUGUGUGUGCAAUGGCACUGAUCUAAAGGAAGAAUCACAGUCAUGCAUAUUAGACUGGAACAGCGUUAACCGCACAGACGUGUCGGGUGCUCAGACUACGGAGGAUAAGAAGUCACUAAUUUUGGGGCUGGUCCUGGGAAUUGGUAUUCCCCUCCUGUUACUGCUGUUGCUGGCGGCCCUCGCCUGCUUCUGCUGCUGCUCACGCAAGAAAACAAUCUCUGGAGAUAUUCCUCAUCUGCUGCCCGAGUACAUUCAGGAGCAGUUCAACCCUCCGUUCAACUUUGACGACCCCUCUCUGCACUACAUCACCCACGUCAGCCCGCGUAUCCUUGACAACCUCACACCUCAACAGAAGCGCCGGUAUCGAUAACACAGGCCCUGUACGGUUCAUGCAGCAUCGGUGCAGAUUAUUCCUCAUCUGCUGCCCGAGUACAUUCAGGAGCAGUUCAACCCUCCGUUCAACUUUGACGAC